This is a messenger RNA of Larimichthys crocea (large yellow croaker), 2293 nucleotides long. RefSeq names its product un-named sa1261. Bases 612 to 1856 code for a protein of 414 amino acids. Lineage: Eukaryota; Metazoa; Chordata; Actinopteri; Sciaenidae. The transcript is spliced from 4 exons. The record is from RefSeq and is a predicted model, not a curated record. Gene Ontology annotation, molecular function: ATP binding; protein serine/threonine kinase activity. Gene Ontology annotation, biological process: protein phosphorylation.
AUUUUAGUCUAUAAGAGAAAAAGAAGAACGAGCUGCUUCCACUGAAAUAAAUCACACUCGUCCUGUCACUACACGUUUCUUCCUGGUCGAACAUAUUCUGUGUUUUUGUUUGCUUUCAUUGUUUUCACACGCUUUCCUGGAGUUUGGUGUACACAUUUCCCCGUCACGCACACUCACACUGUAGACGGGAGCUGUCUCCGAGGCGGCCGCAGAUGGACUGGAUGCACAGGAUGUGGCUAGCAUCCUGUCUCAUUCAACACUUUCUCAUCCCCCCCGUUAGUGAGAGAUGGUACAAAUUCUGCUGCGCCAUCAGGCCCGCGAAGUCUCUCCAGUCAUUCUUAGAGUUUGGCUGCCGUGGGUGAUGAGCGAUGGGCACGGCGUUGACGAGCGUUGCCUGGAGGAGUAAGGUGAGACAGAUUUGCUGAGAAUGGAAGCCGGCCGAGUGGAAACACACAUCGGAUCAGAAUUAGACAGUCAUUAAAGCGGGAGGGUCGUUAAUCAGCUCGACAAAUAGCGAUACGGUUCAGUCCUCGGAUCCAAUUCGACGUGUUUGCACUUUGGUUAAUUUCCUCUACCUGCUUCAUCCUCGUCUGAGCUCGCCAUACGCCAGCAUGCAUCACGUGACAGGAACAUCCGUCUCCAGACCAGCCCUCUGCUCCACAACCAUGAACUCCUCGCCCCAUGGCUCCCACGCCUCCAUCGACAUCCUGGAGGAGCUCCAGCUGAUUGCCGCGCAGAACCUGGAGAAACUGGACAUCAACAAAUACUAUGAGGUCGUCUGCGAACUGGGGAAGGGCACCUAUGGGAAGGUGGACCUGGUCAUCCACAAAAUCAGAGGCACAAAGAUGGCUCUGAAGUUUCUGAGGAAGAAGACCACCAAGCUGAAGAGCUUCCUGAAGGAGUACAGCAUCUCCCUCUACCUGUCGCCCUGCCCGUUCAUCAUCAACAUGUACGGCAUCGCCUUCGAGACCGACGACUACUACAUCUUCGCCCAGGAGUACGCUCUGGCAGGAGAUCUGUUCGACAUCAUCCCUCCACAGGUGGGACUUCCUGAGACGAUCGCCAAGCGCUGCGUCCACCAGGUGGCGAUCGCCCUGGACUACCUGCACUGUAAGAAGCUGGUCCACAGAGACAUCAAACCGGAGAACGUCCUCAUCUUUGACAAAGAGUGCCGCAAAGUCAAGCUGUCAGACUUUGGCAUGACGCGGCGCGCCGGCUCUCCGGUGAAGCGCGUGAGCGGCACGAUCCCGUACACGGCGCCCGAGCUGUGCGACACCACGCGGCACGAGGGCUUCUGCGUGGACUACAGCACGGACGUGUGGGCGUUCGGCGUGCUGCUGUUCUGCAUGCUGACGGGAAACUUCCCCUGGGAGAAGGCGAUGCCUAACGACGCCUUCUACGAAGAGUUUGUGCGCUGGCAGCGACGCCGGACGGGCACGGUGCCGUCGCAGUGGCGCCGCUUCACCGACGAAGCUCUACGCAUGUUUCGUAGGCUCCUCUCCAUCGAGCAGGAGCGCCGCUGCUCCGUCAAAGAAGUCUUCAGCUACUUCAACCAGUGCUGGAUGUUGGACACGGAGAACGGAAACGGCGGCGGCGGGGGCUUAGCGAGCAGUGCGCCUCCUCUGGACAUCAGCUCGUCCUCGUCCGAAGAGGACGUUUUAGUGGACAGACUGAAGCAGCAGAGCCUCUCGCCUGCUUGCGUGGUGGCGAAAGGAAGCAUCAUGAUGGACACCCACUACUCCUCCAUGUCCGCCAACAGCUCGCCGUCGUCCACCGGCAGCUACGAGCGCGUCAACAGAGAAAACAACGAAAGGGGACGCAUCCUGGUGGCGACACCCAUCGAGAUCUGCGUGUAGACGGCGGCCGACGCUGCGUUACGAUCUGCCCGCUCGCGCACGUGAGGCUGCCGCGAGCUGAAGAGGAAGAUUUCUCCGAGUUUGAGAAGGAAAGCGUGACGACUUGGUGCUUGGCGUCAGGAAACUCUCGACAAACGUUGUAGCUUCACUGCGGAUUCGCUCAUUUCUGAUGAAGAUGAACUCUGAGGAAAUGACCUGCGAGGCGAUCACACGCCUCCUGGACGCGGUUUAAACUGAACCUGUAAAAAAAACAAAAAACAUAAUCCACAAGCAAUAUGUUCAAAUGUUUGAAUAAUCCAGUCACUGCAAAAAUAAUCUGUUAACACGAAGAUCGACGAGAUGAUCCGUGACUGCCGGUACUGUUGUGUGUUUAUCGUCGUUUCAUGUUUGGUAGAUCCGUAAAGUGUUUUUUUGUUUGUUUUUUUUUGUAUAUUUUU